Messenger RNA from Acanthochromis polyacanthus (spiny chromis), 1406 nucleotides. Its product is annotated as tetranectin-like. The coding region runs from base 117 to 719 and encodes 200 amino acids. The transcript has 3 exons. NCBI's taxonomy places the organism in Eukaryota, Metazoa, Chordata, Actinopteri, Pomacentridae. The record is from RefSeq and is a predicted model, not a curated record.
CCCCGUGCAGAGAGAUGAGAGGGAAGGCGUGUCGGGGAUAAACAGAAGGAGAGGGUGUGUUUGAGGAGGCAGAUAAAUAGCGAGCGUCCACGUUGGAGCAGCCUCAUUCAACAGUCAUGGAGCUCAGAGGAGUGUGUGUGCUGCUGGGACUUCUGCUGCUCAUUAACUGCUCAUUUCAGCAGAAUCCAGUGAGGAGGAAACCAGUGAAGAAAGAAGCAGCAAAGGAUACAGCCCUAGAGGAGCUACAGAAACAGGUUAAUGACAUCAUCCAAGAGCUCAACCUACUGAAGGAACAGCAGGCUCUGCAAACAGUUUGUUUAAAAGGCAUAAAGAUCCACAGCAAGUGUUUCUUGGCUGAACCUCUCAAGAAACGUUAUCAUACAGCCAGUGAAGACUGCAACUCGCUAGGCGGAGUCCUCGGUACGCCCGCAUCCAGUGAUGAGAACGACCAGCUCAGAGACUACAUCCGCCAGAGCAUCGGCCCGGACGCGCAGGUCUGGUUGGGCAUCAAUGACCUGAUGACAGAGGGCACCUGGGUGGACCAGACCGGCUCCAGCAUCACAUACAAGAACUGGGACACGUCCAACUACCGGUCCCCCGAGCCGGACGGCGCCAUGUCCCAGAACUGUGGCGUCCUUUCUGUGGCCUCCAAAGGGAAGUGGUUUGAUGAAAACUGUCGUGAUGAGAAGCCGUCGGUCUGCCAGUUCAACAUCGUUUGAUCGGCCUCGUCGUAGCCUCUGUGCUUGGUUAUAGCUGCUUUGUGUGUGUACUCUCGCUGCAACGCCUGCUAUUCUGGGAGGAGUUUAAGCCAGUGGUUCACAACUGGUUUUGCAUCGAGUCCAGAGUCUGAUCUAGAAGUUUCAAUCAGUUGCAUAAGAAUUGUUUAUUUUCGACAAAAAUGAUCUACUGGUGUAUCAUUUGCAGCAUUCCUUGUGGUCGCAAUAAAACCAUGAAGAGCAUGGUGUGGUCUAGAAUGAGCGAGAUGGUGGGAUGAUCCAAAGAAAUCACAGACUUCAGAUAUUUUAUAGUUUUUUGUUUUCUUUUGUACAUCUUUUCUUUCAAUCAAAUCAUCUAAAACCCUUUAUUUUGGAUGUCCAUCCAUCAAAACACCAGUAUUUCCAUAAUAAAGGCUGUGUGUAGGUGCUGGCACCAUUCACUAAUGUUUGUAACUUUCCAUUAUUUCAACACAUCCAGACCUCCAUUACAGCAGUUCCACUGGUUGAGAACCACUGGUUUAAACUUCACAGCUACUGUAUUUUAACACAAUUCACAAGAAGCCAGAAUCAUGACUGAUAUUGCGCUUUUUUUUUUUAAAUAUCCCAAUCAGUUAUGCCAGUUUGCUCGUCUUGUAAUGUCUAGCCUGAUGUAGCCUGUAAAAUUACCAUCAAUAAAGUAUGAAUACCCUC